This is a messenger RNA of Macrosiphum euphorbiae (potato aphid), 1545 nucleotides long. NCBI's taxonomy places the organism in Eukaryota, Metazoa, Arthropoda, Insecta, Hemiptera, Aphididae. The record is from the annotation of a GenBank genome assembly.
AUGAAAUUGUCAAUUUUUUUUCUUUUUAGUAUUUUAGUGGUAAAUUCAUUAUUUUGUGACGCCAAACUCAAUAAUAAACUAACGACAGCGACAACGACAGCGACAACGACAGCGACAACGACAGCGACAACGACAGCGACAACAUCUUCACCACCAAGAGCAUGUGCUUAUAUGGGCCAACGACCAACGGCAGGUUUCAGUGAAAUAAAUUUAGACAAUCUAGAUUCACUCGAUACAACUAGUCAAAUUUCAAACAAAGAUGGAUGUAAAGUGAGCGACUAUGCUAAGCAUCAUGUAAUACCAUUUGCAACAAUUAAAGAAUUUGUUAAUUUAGUGUUACGUGAUCCCCUUGUUCAAAUAGAAGGGUGUAGAGUUAUAAAAAAUGUUGGGAAUAAAUUAAAGAGUAUAGAUAUUAGAAACCAGCUUACACAGAAAGAUAAUUCUUUUUUAAGAUUAACGCAGGGUGAAGAUAUUAUAAACCAGCCUACAGAGAAAGAAACUUUUUUUGUAAGAUUAAUGCUGAGUAAAAAUGAAAAAGGACUUAAGGAUAUAAUAAAUAAUUCUCAAAAUCCAAAAGUAUUAACGGAACACAUUCAACAAUUUGUUACAUGGUUUCCGGGUAAUAUAUUUAUAGGACCCAGACCUGACAAAAGAGGAGAUGAUCCAGGAAAUGACUUUGAAGAACUCGCCAAAUACAUUAUUGGUGAAGAUCGUCAUAAUACAUUAAGACUAAUUCACAUUAAAAUGGUUAAAUGUAUAGAUAAAUUUAAAUUGUCAUCGACAAAAAAUGUUGAUUAUACACUGGCUAAUGAAGUUUUAGAAUUAUUCAGUAAACAAUCACAAUAUCCAGUUACACAAUUUUAUCUUAACGAUUGGCAAGAAAAAUGGUUUAUAAAAAUAAAUUUAAAACGUAAUCCCAAAAAUAAACCUGUACCUGACCCCUCAAUAAAACCAAGAUGUGUAGUGAGCCACUAUUAUAGACAUAAUAUAAUACCAUGGGCAACAAUUAUUGAUUUUUUUUAUUUAGUGAUACGUGAUUCCCUUACUCCAAUAGGAACGCGUAGUAGAGUUAUUGAAGAAGUUAAGAAUAAAUUAGCGAGUGAAAAUACAGUAAAAGCUAUAAACCAACCUACAGAGAAAGAUAAUUUUAUUGUAAAAUUAAUACAGAGUAAAAAUGAAAAAGGACUUCAGGAAGUUAUAAAAAAAUCUCCUAGUCCAGAAGUAGUAAUGAAUCACAUUCAGCAAUUUGUUACAUGGUUACCGGGUAAUAUAUUUAUAGGACCCGAACCUAACAUAAGAGGAGAUCAUCCAGGAAAUGACUUUGAAAAAUUAGCCGGGUACAUUAUUAGUGAAGCUCAUCAUAAUUUAUUAAAAGACAUGAACACUGAAAUGGUUAAUUAUAUAAAUACAUUUACAUCGAAAAAUAAGCGUUAUUCAAUCGUUAAUAAAGUCCUAGAACUAUUCAGUAAACUAUUGUCAUAUCAAGUUACACAAUAUGAUCCUGACAAUUGGCUUUCUAAAUGGUUUAUAAAAAAAGAGUAUUAA